UUGAAGUUGGGCAAAAGAAAAAGUUAGCCAGCAGCUUCCAAGCGAAGAGCAAACACAAAGACGACGACGCUCGUGUUGAAUGAUCAGACUCCUCAACUUUUUAUUUCAUUUGAGCCUGCCACUCGCGGCACGCCCAACACACUUUUGAUUGACUUCUCUGGCUAAAGCUGCUUUCUUCAAACUUGGCAAGAUGUUUUUUAGUAGGACUUGGUUGGUCCUUUUCUUUUUCCCUUUGGUGACAACAGCUCAGUAUCAAGGAGACAACGGAAUUGUCAUCCCGGAGCAUGGAUUUUGCCAACCAAUCUCCAUACCUUUGUGCACAGAUAUUGCCUACAACCAAACCAUCAUGCCCAACUUGGUUGGUCACUACAACCAAGAGGACGCAGGGUUGGAAGUCCACCAGUUCUACCCAUUGGUGAAGGUACAGUGCUCCCCGGAGUUGAAAUUCUUCCUCUGCUCCAUGUACGCACCAGUUUGCACAGUCCUGGAGAAGGCCAUCCCGCCUUGCAGGUCCAUCUGUGAAAGGGCCAAGCAGGGUUGCGAGGCCCUCAUGAACAAGUUCGGCUUCCAGUGGCCUGACCGACUCCGCUGCGAGAACUUCCCCGUGCUGGGUGACGGUCAGAUUUGCGUGGGACAGAACGACUCAUCCGCCGCCACUGUCCCGCCCUUGUCCAUACCUGGCACCCAGGACGUGUCAGUAGUGUCCGGUCUGGACAAGCCCUUUCGUUGCCCCGCUGCGCUGGUGGUUCCCCCUUACUUGAACUACAUGUUUCUGGAGGAGAAGGACUGCGCCGCCCCGUGCGAACCUGCCCGGGGCGGCGGGUACAUGUUUUUCACCGACAAGGAGAUCCACUUCUCACGCAUCUGGAUUCUCGUCUGGUCGGUCCUGUGCUGCGCGUCCACGUUAUUCACGGUCACCACAUAUUUAGUGGACAUGCAGCGAUUCAGGUACCCCGAGAGGCCCAUCAUCUUCCUGUCGGGCUGCUACACCAUGGUCUCCAUCGCUUAUAUCGCAGGGUUCUUCCUAGGCGACAAAGUGGUGUGCAACGAGAGCUUUAACCCAGACGGCUACAAAACUAUCGUGCAGGGCACCAAGAAGGAAGGCUGCACCAUCCUUUUUAUGAUGCUCUACUUUUUCAGCAUGGCCAGCUCUAUCUGGUGGGUCAUCCUGUCGCUGACCUGGUUCCUGGCAGCGGGGAUGAAGUGGGGCCACGAAGCCAUCGAGGCCCACUCCCAAUACUUCCACCUGGCGGCCUGGGCGGUGCCGGCCGUCAAAACUAUUAGCAUCCUGGCCAUCGGUCAGAUUGAGGGCGAUGUGCUGAGCGGCGUGUGUUUCGUCAGCCUCAGCAACCUGGACCCCCUGCGAGGUUUCGUCCUGGCGCCGCUCUUCAUCUACCUCUUCAUCGGAACUUCCUUCCUCCUAGCCGGCUUCGUCUCGCUCUUCCGCAUCCGCACCAUCAUGAAGCACGACGGCACCAAGACGGAGAAGCUAGAGCGCCUCAUGGUGCGCAUCGGCGUCUUCAGCGUGCUCUACACAGUGCCCGCCACUAUUGUCAUCGCCUGCUUCUUCUACGAGCAGGCCUUCCGCCCGCACUGGGAGCGCAGCUGGAUCAGCCACAGCUGUAGGAGCCUUGCCAUCCCUUGUCCGGCGCAGACGGGGCCUCGCAUGACGCCCGACUUCACCGUCUACAUGAUCAAAUAUCUGAUGACGCUCAUUGUGGGCAUCACCUCCGGUUUCUGGAUCUGGUCCGGGAAAACUCUGCACUCUUGGCACAAGUUUUACACCAGGCUGACAAACGGCAAACACGGAGAGACCACCGUGUAGGAUGAAGGGCUCGCCGCGAGCUUUCGGACAGACUGAUUUGUGCUUGUAAUGGCGGCUGCGUUCUUCGGGAUCCCUGGACACGAAGCUAAAAAGCGUUUGGGUUUUGACCAAAUAGUGAACAAGGCCAGAACAGGACAGCCUGAUUGAACAAAACACACACCAAACAUGGCCAAUGUCGCCAUAUGCUGAAAUGCUUACCUCUUGUUCCUCCUUCCAAGACUGGAGCGCAAUGAGCAUUUCACAUGUAAUUAAACCCAAGUGUAAAUAAUAUUUGUAAAAACAUGAAAUUAUAUAUUUGUAUUUAAGAAAUACUACUUCUUUACUGUCAGCGUACCUGCUUCUCUUUUGCACUGCGACAAAGCCAAAUAGAUCCGUUUUUUUUUUUUUUGCCAUAAAAAAAAAAUCCUUGUAAGAAUUUCAAGUUUUGUUUGUCAACAGAAUGUAAAAAUGACCCACUUUACAUCAUUUCUGUAUGUAGUCACUUUAUAUGGAAGCUACUAAAUAUUCUUGUGUAGUAAUACAACUAACAUAAAUGAGCUCAUGCUAUUUUUCUGAAUGAUGCAGAUAUAAAUCACUUCAUGUCAUGCAUGCUUUUCUAUUUUCUCCUUUUUAAUUCCCCUUACAUCCUGGGAGGUUGUUCUUCUCAAAAUAGAACAACAACCCUGAUUGGAGAUAUCAUCUAGUAUUUAAAAUGCGGGCAGACAGGAAGCAUCAUUCAGCGGCACAAUGUCAGGCGGACAUUGAACGUGGCACAACUUGCCUCUGCGGGCUAGUGGAAUAGCGUUAUGCCUAGCAGCUGAACUGUACAAAAUAUAAACAUCAGUGUGCUGUGCACCACUUCAAGAUUAGAUCACACCAAAAUGAACAAUCCUUCAUUGUUUGGGACAUUUUCAGUAAAUUGUUGAGACGAUAAUUGCAGUUUUGCUAACCAAACUGGGCUGUUGUAAAGCGGGUUCUUGUCACUUGUUUGUAUACAUUUGAGAAAUGUCAAUUUUUCUGUUGAUGUUCAAGAAAUACCAAUGUUGUGGAAAUUUAUUAGGAAUUUGCACAAAACCGUGCAUCGUGUUAGCCAAAUUUGUGGAACACCUGCAGUCUUUUUUAUGUGUUUUUAAACAAUUUCCUACUAAAUUCUCCAGGAUGGCGUUGAACCAAAAUGUGUUGAGUCCAAAAAUUGAGAUUAAAA
This is a messenger RNA of Corythoichthys intestinalis (scribbled pipefish), 3008 nucleotides long. RefSeq names its product frizzled class receptor 2 (gene fzd2). Gene Ontology annotation, biological process: canonical Wnt signaling pathway; non-canonical Wnt signaling pathway. Gene Ontology annotation, molecular function: Wnt receptor activity; Wnt-protein binding. The transcript has a single exon. Lineage: Eukaryota; Metazoa; Chordata; Actinopteri; Syngnathiformes; Syngnathidae. The record is from RefSeq and is a predicted model, not a curated record. The coding region runs from base 191 to 1825 and encodes 544 amino acids. Gene Ontology annotation, cellular component: plasma membrane.